Messenger RNA from Ipomoea nil (Japanese morning glory), 426 nucleotides. RefSeq lists its product as uncharacterized. The record is from RefSeq and is a predicted model, not a curated record. The transcript has a single exon. The coding region runs from base 1 to 426 and encodes 141 amino acids. NCBI's taxonomy places the organism in Eukaryota, Viridiplantae, Streptophyta, Magnoliopsida, Solanales, Convolvulaceae.
AUGACGGGGGCGAAGGAAGUUUCAACGCCAUUGUCACCCUCGGUGGACUUAUGUGCUGAUACUUCUCCAUCCUUUGAUGCGACGAUGUAUCGCCAGGCUAUAUGUCGGUUGCAGUAUUUGGUCAUUACUAGACCAGAGAUUUCCUUUGCAGUGAAUCGUCUAGCUCAAUUUAUGGCGUCCCCAGCUGAGGUGCAUUGGCAGUCUGUGAAGCGAAUUUUGCGUUAUUUGAAAGGUACUGUUCACUAUGGCUUGCACUUUCGGGGAGGUCCUUCUGGUUCUCUUUUGGAUUAUUCUGACUCGGACUGGGGAGGUCUUCAUGAUGGGGGUCGAUCCACGACGGCGUAUGUUAUGUUUUUUGGUGCCAAUGUUGUCUCCUGGAGAUCUGCUAAACAACGCUUCUGUGUCUCGAUCUUCUACGGAAGCUGA